Molecule: messenger RNA, 1889 nt
Organism: Paramecium pentaurelia
Lineage: Eukaryota; Ciliophora; Oligohymenophorea; Peniculida; Parameciidae
Source: the annotation of a GenBank genome assembly
AUGCCAAAAGUAGUUGAUAGCUAUGUGCUUGAGAGAAGUAUAGGAAAAGGACAAUUUGGAGAAGUGUUCAAAGGAUAUAAUAAGCAAACAAAUGUAGACAUAGCAGUGAAAUGCGUAAAGAGGUGUUGAGUAUUUCAAAUAUUUAGGGAACUGCUGAAAGGGAAGUUUACGGAGUUGUUAGAAAAUGAAAUAAAAGUACUGAGGACUUGCAAUAAUGAUAACAUCAUAAAGUUAUAUGAUAUAAAGAAGACUGCCAAUAACAUAUAUCUAAUAAUGGAGUACUGCAAUGAAGGUGAUCUUUCAUGUAAUAAUAAUUGUCAUUUAAAUGUAGAGUACAUAAAACAAAAGAAAUUUUUACUUGAAGAAGAAGCAGUAGAUUACUUGCUUUAAAUUCUAAAUGGAUUUAAAACACUUGUUAAGAAUAAGAUAAUGCAUAGAGACUUCAAAUUGGCAAAUAUCCUAAAACAUGAUGGCAAUAUUAAAAUAGCAGAUUUUGGAUUCUCAAAACUUUUGAAUGACAAUUAAGGUUUAGCCACAACAAUGCUAGGAUCUCCACUUAAUAUGGCUCCAGAAGUACUCAAUAAUCAAGAAUAUGACAGCAAAGCAGAUAUUUGGUCAAUUGGUACUUGUUUUUAUGAAUUAUUAUUUGGAAAAUCACCAUUUACAGCCACAAAUAUGGUUGAAUUACUCAAGAACAUAUAAACUAAAUAGUUCGUUAUUAAUAGAAAAGUAAAUAAUAUAUCUGCUACUGCAGAAGAUUUAUUAAAAAAAAUGCUUGUUGUAAAUCCUAAAAAUAGAAUAUCUUGGGAUGAUCUAUUUAAACAUGAAAUAAAUUUCUAUUAAGAAGAAAAGUUAAAGAAAGAUUUAGAAACUACAUUAAAGGGUGGAGAAUUAAUGAUGAAUAUGAGUAAAUUUUACAUCAAAAAUAAUAUGGUCAUUGAUCAUCCAGCUGAAAUAAAGAAAAAGGAAGAUUUAAAUAAUUUCGCUAUGUAAGUAGCCCAAAAGGGUCCAUAGAAUUAAUAAUAAUAAUAUGUUGGGCCAUUAUUAAAGAAACCUUAAGAAGAAAAUAAUCUUGCAAGAUAGGAUUCAGCUAAAACUGUUUAGAGUACUUAAGGACCAGUUUAAGAUAUUGGUAAUGAAGAAGUCACUGAUAAGGAAACAUAAAGAGAAAAAGAAAUUAAGGCUAAAAAAAGAAAUGCUAAUAGGAUUUUGCAUGAAAGAAAUAUAUAUGUUUUUCUUGCAUCUGUUGCCGAAGAAGCCAUGAAUAAUCAGACUAUUCAAAACUAUGAUGUUACAGGAUUCUUGUUAGUCAAAAAGUUGUUACAAUUAAUUGAUUUCCUAAAAACCAUUCUACAAGAUAAAUAAAAUUGUUAUGGAUUGGAGUAUUUAAUUAAUUUUAUUUACAUCCUAGGUUUUGGGAACAGUUUACUUAAAGUAAGGAUUAUAAAGACAUCCACACAUACAUUUCAAAAGAAUUUGAUGUUUUCAAAUCCUACUUUGAUUCAAUCUUUGAAAAAAUUAGUAUUUAAGUAUAAUAGAGACCAAAAAUGGAUGAUGCCAUUAAAUAAGCUAUUAACAACAAUUUUAAAUAGAACAAUCAAUAAAUAUUAGUCAAAUGUUUAGUAGAUUAUUCAAAAUUAUUGAUUGAAACCCUUAAAAAAACAAAACCUUAAGAUUAAGUAAUUUAAAUUAUAUAUUUAAGAAUCGAUAAUAAUGGAUCCAUGCUGAUAGAGUAUUAGAUUGUAUAAGAUUAGAAGAAACCUUUUAAUUUGAUGAUAGACUAACAAACUAGCAAUUUAAUUUUAAAUAAUAUUAUGAAAAUGAUAAUUUAUUGGAAAUGGAAGCCCUAUAAAAAAAGGUGCUAUAAAAGUUUGAGAAACUAAAAUGAA